Messenger RNA from Suillus bovinus, 1134 nucleotides. RefSeq lists its product as uncharacterized. Bases 1 to 1134 code for a protein of 377 amino acids. Lineage: Eukaryota; Fungi; Basidiomycota; Agaricomycetes; Boletales; Suillaceae. The record is from RefSeq and is a predicted model, not a curated record. The transcript is spliced from 5 exons.
AUGCCAGACUCCAAUUAUGACUCUCCAUCUGCCUCAGAAUCCUUGUCAGGGAAUUCUCUCCCAUCCAAUUCAGAGGAUGAAGACAAAGCUGUUGCCCCGCCAAGUGAGGGUGCCACUCUUGAACAUUACUGGAAGUAUAUUCAGUACCUUCAGCUUCAAAAGGGUCAGUUGGAGAAUUGUAAUGCACACCUAAAUGUGACAAACCAUGUCCUCCAGUCACAGCAGCCACGAUGUUCUCGCAAAGGUGUCCAUGGCCAUGUGCUGGUAUCCAAUGCAUCUUCAGUGUCAUCAGUCCCGACUUCAAUGACAUCCACAGCUACAACUGGCAAUUCUGAUAUAUCAGCCUUGGAAAAGGUCUUUAUGGACUUGGAGAAAGAAUUUUGCAGCGGAAUGCAGCGAGUAUGCUCCUCACACAUCUAUACAUUGCGGUCUGUAGCCGGGAGUAUCCUUGAGAUGCCUUCUCAAAAUUUUGCUGCAUUGUUUGAUUGCACAGCUGAUGAGCAGAUGGUGGAUGCAAUUGAAUGGGUAGCAGAGAAGGGAAAGGAUUUCAAUGUACUCGAUGCGCCCAUCAUCUACCCUAAUCUAAAGGUCAAUGCCAAGAAGAUCAGGCACUGGGACUAUUUCCUCGAUCUCCUACUCAACUGUCUUCUGAACAGAAUCAUCAAAAAUCUCAACAACUACAUAUUUGAAGACAUUGAUGUGGCAUCGCGUGACGUCAGCCAAGAUGUCAUUGAUGCUCGCAUGGAUCUCAGUGAUUCACUAGAUUGUGUCAUGGCAUGCUUAGACAAUGACAAUCACAUGGCAGCUCCAAUUGCCCCGGGCCAUUCUGCAACUCAUAUUCCUGUACCAGCAGUGGUUGUUGUUACACCUGCCCUGAACCUCACCCAAACUGUUGUGAAUACAUUAUCCCAGCUUACUGUGGACCAACAUGCAUUUUCUGGACCAUCCGCUGCUCCUGUUUCUCUUCCUAUAUCCCCCCCUGUUCAGAUUACUAACAUCCCAGUCACUAUAGUACCGCAAAAUACCGGUGGAGAGUCCAUUUCUUCUGAGGUGAAGGGUCGGAAAAGGGGUCAAAGAAAGAGCAAGACUUUAGAUUCAGAUGCGCCUCCUUGCUGCUCUUCCCGCAAGACUUAG